AGGCAGCAGAUGCAUGAGGACUGCCACGUUGCAUCUUUCUCUUCGGUCACUACUCACUUCCAAAGCUUCAACAGCUCGCGGUCUCUCUCGUGUAUCUGAAGUCUGAGUCAUGGCAUUCACUUAUAGCUGAUGUAAUUGAUUUAGAUGGUAUGCACUAGUUGCUUGGGAUCUGUGGUUGUUGAAGCUGGACAAUUUGGGAUUUUUCAAGCUCCACGGAUUGUGAGAUAUGCAGUGGGAAGGCAGUUUAAUAACUUUGUUCCAAUUUUGAUUGCAACUAGAAACAUAAGCUAUAAUAUUUGGGAUUGUAGAGUUACAACAAGAAGAAAGAUGAUGGCAGAUACUAGUUCAAUGGCUAAACAAGAUGUUAAACCUGAGAAGGAUGAUGACGGUGGCUAUGCCAGUGGAGGAUGGAAGAGUGAAGAUGCAAGGUUGAGUUGUGGUUAUUCUAGCUUCCGAGGAAAGAGAGCAAGCAUGGAGGAUUUUUAUGAUAUUAAGACUUCCAAGAUUGAUGGAAAGACAAUUUGUUUGUUUGGGAUAUUUGAUGGCCAUGGGGGUUCACGUGCAGCAGAGUAUUUAAAGCAAAAUCUCUUUCAGAAUCUGAUGAAGCAUCCAGAGUUCGUAACAAACACUAAACAUGCUAUAAGUGAAACAUAUCAACAGACUGAUAGGGAUUUUUUGGAGUCUGAAAAAGAUUCUCUCCGUGAUGAUGGUUCUACUGCAUCAACAGCAGUUCUGGUUGGGAAUCAUCUAUAUGUUGCCAACGUUGGUGAUUCAAGAACCAUUGUGUCAAAAAAAGGAAAAGCAAUUCCUCUCUCUCAGGAUCAUAAACCAAAUAGAAGUGAUGAGAGAAAGAGGAUUGAAAAUGCUGGAGGUGUUAUUAUGUGGGCAGGCACUUGGAGAGUUGGAGGAGUCUUGGCAAUGUCCCGUGCCUUUGGUAAUCGAAUGCUGAAGCAAUAUGUUGUGGCUGAACCUGAGAUUCAGGAAGAAGUCAUUGAUGAAGAAUUAGAAUUGCUUGUCCUGGCUAGUGAUGGACUCUGGGAUGUAGUACCCAAUGAGGAUGCCGUUUCACUAGCAGAGUCGGAAGAAUCACCCGAAGCAGCUGCGAGGAAGCUGACGGAGACUGCUUUUACCCGUGGCAGUGCUGACAAUAUCACCUGCAUCGUGGUGAAGUUCCAUCACAAGAAGGCGGAGCCUGAGGUAAGCCAACAGGAAGCAAAGAGCUUGUCGACUUCACCUGCACAUAAUUUUUAAAUUAUGUAGGCAAUCUCGUGCAAAGUGCUAGCUUAGCUCGAUGCACCAGCAGCUGGUUUCAACGCAAUGGAGGCUGCCAUGCUGCAGUUAUUUGUUUAUUCAUUUUUCAUUUUCUCUUUAUAAUUUAAUGUUCUUGUUUUCGUCUGUAUUUGGACCUGGUGUAUCUGCUUGUGAUGGUUUGUGUUUCUCCCCUUCUGUAGAGUUAAUAUCUGAUCAGUUAAAACAUAACCAGCGGGAUGUAGUUUAAUAAAGGUGUUUGGUUAAAGUUCAUUAAUCAA
Molecule: messenger RNA, 1529 nt
Organism: Ipomoea nil (Japanese morning glory)
Lineage: Eukaryota; Viridiplantae; Streptophyta; Magnoliopsida; Solanales; Convolvulaceae
Product: probable protein phosphatase 2C 76
Exons: 9
Coding region: 145-1251 (368 amino acids)
Biological process (GO): protein dephosphorylation
Cellular component (GO): cytosol; nucleus
Molecular function (GO): protein serine/threonine phosphatase activity; cation binding
Source: RefSeq, a predicted model, not a curated record